Molecule: messenger RNA, 267 nt
Organism: Cylindrotheca closterium
Lineage: Eukaryota; Bacillariophyta; Bacillariophyceae; Bacillariales; Bacillariaceae
Source: the annotation of a GenBank genome assembly
AUUGCUGACGACCUUCUCCAACAUUCCAACAUCAAGCUUUUGUCGGAUGAUAUUUUCCUAGACAUUACACCAGGAGGAGCCCCUUCUGGCAAUCAGACGAAGGAGGCGCUUCCAGCUGACAAGACGAGCAAGGAUGAAAACAAUAAGUCGGGCCAUGAGGUUAGCGGCAAGAAGACUUCGCCGACAAGGUCUUCUUCGCCGUUUUCCUUCCUUGCUGGUAUGGGUAUUGGUGCUGGUCUAAUGUUCCUUUUGUCAAAAACUCGAUAG